This is a messenger RNA of Peniophora sp. CBMAI 1063, 1848 nucleotides long. The record is from the annotation of a GenBank genome assembly. NCBI's taxonomy places the organism in Eukaryota, Fungi, Basidiomycota, Agaricomycetes, Russulales, Peniophoraceae.
AUGGACUCACCAAGCAAGCCAGUCGAGAUACCGCUCGGUAUGGAGUGGUGCAUCUGCCAGCGCCUCUGUAACGGCGGGAAACUGAUCACAGAGCGACGAUAUCGAGAUCACCUUAAGGCAGAGGUUGAUGUCGCUGCUGGCUCUACUCUCGAGAAGCCUGGAAACGCUACGGAUACGAGCUCUCUCAGGAAGAGGCCCCGCGCAGAUACAGGUGGUGUUAGCAGCGCUUCUCGUGCGGCCCCGUCGAGGCGAGAGGAUCGCGAAGAUGCCAGAUGGAGAAUCACCUCAGCUCAACAGCACGAUACGCUCCCUUACAUCGAUACAGAACCGGUACCUCGCCCAAAUGAGCUUCCUGGCCGUCCAUCGACGUCUCCCGCUCGAUCACCACCUCGAUCCCCCGCUCCCGAAGCGCCCGCGUACACAUCUAAUCCUGACGAUGAGCCUCCAGAGGAAGGCAAAGACGGUACAGGAGAUGAGGGCGAAGGCGAGGAUGAUGAUCACGAAGGCGAGGAUGAUGAUCACGAAGGCGAGGAUGAUGAAGAUGAAGAUGAGGAGAGGCAUAGCGACGAAGACGAUGCUGAGGAGCAGGCUGACGUUCCACCCGGCGGCGGUCCCGGCGAUAACUCGAACAUCACACUUCCUCCCGAGUUCGCGGAGCCGGAGGCAGAUCUAGACGAAAGCGAUGAGGCUGCAGGGUCGGCAAUUCUGGAGUGCCGCUGGGCUCAGAGGCUCGUGAGCGCUAUGAAGAAUGCGGGCUUGGACGGCUCUGGUUUGUCGGAGGAUGUCUUGUACCGUCUCCGGAACCCUUCCGCGGAGGUCUCCACUAUAUCGCCCGGCCUGCGCUUCUCGUUCGCGACGUACUUCGCCACCAAUGGCGCCAAUGGCUCCGAGGACGCAUAUCGUAAGAUCAGAGUCGCUGAGCAGAUUCGCGGGGGGCUCCCUCCCGGAUACGAGAUGCUUUCGUUCGAGAAAAUGGAGAAGCAGCUCGAGAAGAUCAGUGCCGUCUCGCCGAUAACGCGUGACAUGUGCAUCAACAGCUGUAUCGCCUAUGCAGGUCCCGACUUCGAAAGCAGAGACGACUGUCCUUAUUGCAAGGAGAGCCGCUGGGAUGCCGACGUCUUGCGCUCGAGCCGUGGAAAGAAGAAGGUCGCACGUCUGCAGUUCGACACCAUCCCUCUCGGUCCUCAGCUACAGGCGAGGCGUGGUCAUCCCGAGAUCGCCAAACUCAUGCAGCAUCGUGCGCUCGAGGUCACGAAGGUUCAAGAACUCGCAGGUGGCUGCACUUGCCUCACUGUCGAGGAGUACGGCGAUGUCUACGUCGGCUCCGAGCUCUUGACACGCCUGUUGAGCGGCGAGAUCAAAGCUACUGACAGUAUUGUCAUGUUCUCGAUAGAUGGAGCGCAGCUUAGAUGGAGCGCAGCUCUUUCGCAACAAGGCAAGAUCCACGUACUUCCUGGCUGCGUCGUCCCCGGGCCCAACAAGCCCAAGAACCUGGACUCCUUCAUCUACACGGGCUUGUACCAUCUGGCGGCGCUCAUGAACGAAGGUCUUCAUGUCUGGGAUGCUGCUUCGGGCGCAACAUACGUGGAUCGGCCAUUCCUCGCUUAUGUGACCGCCGAUACACCAGCAAUGGCAGCUCUUAAUGGCAUGGUCGGCCAUCUUAGCCGCUUUAGCUGCCGCUUCUACUGUGCCAUGCCCGGGCGCAACAAGGGCAGUAAACCGACCUACUACCCCGCUUCAUUGCGCCCAAAUAAUCCGUCUUCUGCGCAGUCUAAGCACGAUGACUAUAAACUGAAGGAUCUGGCAAAGGAGACGACCGAAAAGCAGCGGACGCGGUCGGUAACAUAG